GCGAAUCCCUCCUGUUGUAUGUUUUUUUAAUUUUUUUUAUCCUACCUAACCUGUCUAUCCCUUGUCGACGUGCAGCAUUCCUACUAGCUACUGAAAGAAAAGAUACCUGGAAUUCUCUCCGAUAUGUCUUGGCCCGUGUGGUGGUUGAUGUUGAUCUUCUCUCCCGCCCCCACGUCAACCCUCCACCACGCGCGUUUUCUUGCGACUUCACUUUUCGACUUCAUUCAUUCACACAGUGACCGGCUAUGAUGCGGUUCCAAAACCUGCCGCGCGAGAUUUUGAGUCUCGUCAUAAGUCUAUUGGUUGAAAGAGGGGACCCUUCCUUAGAUCAGCGCGACAAUUUACAGUCUAUCUGUAACGCUCGCCUGGUGUGCCGGUUAUGGGAUACGUUGGCGAGAGCGUAUGUCUUCGACAAUGUGCGGCUGGUGUAUGACCCCGAAGGAGAAUACCAAUCGUGGAAUGGCAUGCUGGACCGCGAAGUCGUGCGACAGGCCAUCAGACGUGCUUACAUCCGCUCUGCCCCCGCCGAUGAUGACCCGCAAGGCAUCUGGGACUCGUAUACCGAAUGCGGUUACAAUGGCCUCGUUAGCGCUAUCGGCCGCAUCGCCGAGCUGGACUGCAUCACGGCGCUCCAUCUACGGUUUUCCCGACACUGUGCCGGCGUGGAAACCGAUGAUCCGCGCGAUGAAGUGGUCGAAGAUAUCCCGAGACGCCAAGAGAUCCUCGAAGCCGUCUUCAAGGCGAUCCAGAGGCGUUCUAGAAACACAGUCGGCACACGUACCCUCCGCUCCCUGGCCGUUGAGAACCUGCAAAAUGCCCCACUGCCAGAGUUUACCGCAUCGGAGCUCUUCCGGAGCGUCACCAAGGACAUCGACGCUCUGCAUCUCAUGGUGGCUGAGGAGUAUGACGAAGCCGGACCCGACUGGGACACCUAUCGAAUUGAGCGCCAGGUGUUUCAACCAUACCUACGCCACCAGUGGCUGGCUCCUUUAUCCGACCACCUGGUCUGCCUGACAUUGUCCUUCCAGGUCGGUUGGGGAACCAUCCCGGGGUAUUUUGACGGGAGCGGCCUCCACUUCCCCAGGCUUCAGACGCUGAACCUGGGCAACUUUGUCAUCGGGCACCAUCAUCAGUUGGACUGGGUUUUGGCUCAGUCCUCGCUGAGGUCCCUUCGUCUCGACCGAUGUUCUAUUGUAUCACAUAUCACCACACACCGAGACAAUCCCAGGGACUGGCACGUCCAGACCCACGACUGGCACGAGUAUCCUCAGGGCUCCUUUGGGAUUGACGGCCCUUAUGUCAUUUACGGCUUCUCGGGGACAUGGGAGACCAUCUUUGACCACAUUCGCACUCGCCUCCCUCGGCUGACCGACUUCUGUUAUCAUUACGAUUAUGACCCGGGCUUCCCCGUGCGUCCAGCGGAGUUCCCGGUCCGCCUCACAAAGCAGAGAUAUAUUACAUUCGAUGACUUCUGGCAUGAUGCGGAUGAGAAAUCGGGAUUGCUAGACUUUGGCGAUAGUGCGUGGGGUUACCCUGACCAACGGUAUGUGAAUCGAUCUGCCGAGACGGAAAUAGGCGAUGGCCGAGCACUGGAUGCCCUGCUUCAGGAGAUCAGACAACGGCAGCAACAGAAGGCAGUUCGGUGAUCCGUCGUCUCGUAUUUCAUGUGUAUGCCAAUCAACCGAUGGACUCUGUGGAGAAAGCGUAUCCGUACUUUGAUUCUAUUCAAGACCCGAAUUUCACACGCUUCUCAUCUCCAUCGUCCCAGUAGUCAAGUUUAGUAUGUCAGUGAUGCCUCCUCGGACGAAAGGGCCCAGGCUUGACAUAGGCUUGCAGGAUAGUCUACCUUCCUGGGACUGGAAGCUAGUCUACUGAGUCUGGAUACGUGUAUGUUGCUAAUAUCCGUUCAGCUUUGUCAUGGAUUCUUCUACGAGCAAAACGCUUGUUCAACAGUCGUUCUCGAAGCUACCUAAGCCGCUUUGGGCUGCUGAAUGACUGUUCCAUCGUGAUAUCUAUGAAGGAAACAAUCUAGAGCGAGUUAGUUAUAUUAGAAUUAAUUAAUAAUUUGAGAAAUAGAUCUACACUGUGGUUCAUCAUUGGUUGGUAGACCUUCA
Molecule: messenger RNA, 2114 nt
Organism: Aspergillus pseudotamarii
Lineage: Eukaryota; Fungi; Ascomycota; Eurotiomycetes; Eurotiales; Aspergillaceae
Product: F-box protein
Exons: 1
Coding region: 246-1646 (466 amino acids)
Source: RefSeq, a predicted model, not a curated record